Astyanax mexicanus (Mexican tetra) is the source of this 1164-nucleotide messenger RNA. RefSeq names its product retinol dehydrogenase 14a (gene rdh14a). NCBI's taxonomy places the organism in Eukaryota, Metazoa, Chordata, Actinopteri, Characiformes, Acestrorhamphidae. The coding region runs from base 87 to 947 and encodes 286 amino acids. The transcript is spliced from 2 exons. The record is from RefSeq and is a predicted model, not a curated record.
CGGGCCUUUCCGGAAUAGAGGUGGAGAGAAGCGACCAUAGCGGAUUGUACUUGUCGGUCAGAGCGGUUUCUAAUGCGUUGUUCCAGAUGAUGCGCGGGAAGACCAUCAUCGUUACCGGGGCGAACAGCGGCAUAGGCCGGGCCACGGCGGUGGAGCUGCUGCGGCGGCAGGCCCGGGUGAUCAUGGCCUGCAGGAGCCAGGAGAGAGCGGAGCAGGCGGCGCAGGAGAUCCGGCAGGAGGCCGGGCCGGAGCAGGGCGAGCUGCUGGUCAAACUGCUGGAUUUAGCGUCGCUCGGGUCGGUGCGCAGUUUCUGCGACGAGAUUAUAAAGGAGGAGCCCAGGAUUGACGUUCUAAUCAACAAUGCCGGCAUCUACCAGUGUCCCUACACAAAGACGGAGGACGGCUUCGAGAUGCAGUUCGGCGUGAACCACCUGGGCCACUUCCUCCUCACUCACCUCCUGCUGGACCUCCUCAAACGCUCCGCCCCCAGCCGCAUCGUGGUGGUCUCCUCCAAGCUGUACAAGUACGCCGACAUCAACUUUGACGACCUGAACAGCGAGCAAAGCUACGACAAGGCUUUCGCUUACGGACGCAGUAAGUUGGCCAACCUGCUCUUCACGCUGGAGCUGGGCCGGAGGCUGGAGGGCACGGGCGUGACGGUGAACGCUCUCACCCCCGGCAUCGUGAGGACUAACCUGGGUCGCCACGUCUACAUCCCUUUCCUGGUAAAGCCUCUGUUUAGUCUGGUCUCGUGGGCUUUCUUCAGAACACCGGAGCACGGAGCACAGACCUCCAUCUACCUGGCCUGCUCCCCAGACGUGGAGGGGGUGCAGGGGAAGUGCUUUGCUGACUGCCACGAGGAGGAACUGCUCCCUAAAGCUACGGAUGAAGAGGUGGCUAAGAAACUGUGGGACAUCAGUGAGGUGAUGGUGGGUAUCAGCGCCUAGUGGAGAGCAUCUAGCGGCAGCUCUCUGCCAAAUAACGGACGAUCAAAGUCGAUGGACAGUUAAGAGUGAUGCCUUAUCUGAUUUGAUAAAUUAUUACAGUACAACUCCAUCAUAAUUCUUGUCAAGCUGUUUCACCAAUUUAGUUCAGCACUGACUUCUGCAGUGAACACUUGUUUCCUGUGAGCAAACUAAUAAAUCAAGCUGUUGCCAAACCUAA